AUGACGUCUCCGACGAAACCACUGAACAAGAACUUUCAAAGAUCAUGCAGCUUUAGCCCCCGUGGGACAAAAAUCAGUUGCAGACUGUAACCGUGUUUAUAUCUUACCUGUCGAGAACGGGAGUUCAUACCUGAGCAAUUUUCUCCCCUCGGGUAUCAGCGCCAAACUCCUACGCCUGAAUUCUUCAAGAGAACUUCUAUCUUUGGAAUACAACCUUUAGCAAAUCAUCGAACUUGCUGACUCCAAGCCCUUAGCUGAUGGCCAUCGGAGUUUGUCAUGCACGCAGUUAGAUAUAGUAAUUUAUAAGAGUUACACCUGGAAUAUGUUACCGUAACUUAGAACUUAUCUGCACAUAGCUUUAGGCGCGUACCCAUUCCCAGUGUCAUCAAGCCCAUCCUACUACCGUUGUGUUUACACGUUUCGCUUGGUACAUAUCAUUGCCCCGGACAUUCCUUCUUCGGUCGUAAAACUUAACCGGAUAUUUAUUGUUGGGAUAACCGCAAAAUAUUGUCCAAGAUGGCGAUAGCACAAUGUCCAAAACUAAGCAAUCUGACUGAGAAUCCGACGCUUCUGACAAUUGACAACAUUAGCGAACCCCGGCUAAGCGACUACCGGCGAACCGUCGGAAUAACGGUGAAGCUGACAUGCGCACUGGAUAGCCUUAAACUGACGCCCAACAACCCGACUCUAACCUGCCAGAGUAACAAACAGUGGAAUGCAGCUAUACCAGUCUGUGAAAGGGUAUCUGCCGCCACGACCCCUCCCCGAAGUUCCCCUGUCCCGACCCUCUCGCAGGAGCAGGUAACCAUUGUCGGCAUUACUGGAGGAGUGGGAGGAUUUAUACUCAUAAUCCUUGUUGCCCUCAUCGUCUGUAUUUGUAUUAUGCAAAAUCGUUCACGCACAAGGCGAGCGGACAAAACAGUUGUACGUCCGGCCGGAACGGAUGUGACGUCACUAACUACCGUGCAUCCACUGGACACCCGUGCUGUGAGAGGGUACUCGGCCUACCCUUCGUUUACGUCACAUGACUAUUACCCAGAACACACCCGACAAACAUACCAUUCGAUGGCAUUACCAACUGCGACUUCAGGAUAUGACGUGUAUAACAACCCAUCAUUUCGCCUGGAUCCUGACGAGCGUGACCUCACAUCACGAGACGAUGUUCUUGACGUCAUCGCCAGGGAGCGAAUGGAUCAGCUGGCUUACGAAAAGGACAGGUUCCGGUCACUGGAAUAUCCCCGCCCUGACUAUUUUGUUGGCGAAGACACCAGAGCUCAUGGCAAACGUUUCGCCAAAAGAGGACCAAGAUCACCGGAAGCCGUUACCCGAGCUCAGAGAACUCUUCAGUACGUGGAGGAACAUAGCAGCGGGUCUCCUGAGCCGUCGUAUUUAGGUCAAGGACGAUACGAUGACAAAUCCACAAUUUACCCUGACGGCUCCAGGAGCCUUGACCGUUACCUUGACGACUCGCGUAGCAGAGGUCGUUACCCUGGCAACUACAGUCCGCACCGUUACUUUAGCAACCCUCUUGAACUUGCGCAAGGUUAUCCAGGAUACCCAGAUAAUCGUGGUUCUUCUAAUAUCCACAGAGGUUAUGACAGAUAUGAUUUAUCCGGGCAUGGCUCUCAAUCAGGUCCGGAAUUGGAAUCCAGUGCAAGUCACUGGCGACCAAACACGAAAACGCAUUACACCAACAACAGACACAGAUAACACUGGCAAGGCAAUCUUAAGAUCAUAUUGCUCUGACUUCCUUCCAUACUGGACAAUCGAAGUAGGUGGCGAGGAGAUACAACGACAUCGCAUAUAAUGAACAGAACGUCAUCAAAUUGUGUUUGUGAAUGAUCUAGCUACCUGUGUUGUUCUUGUUUUACUUCUACCCGUGAACAGUGUUAUAUAAAAUAGUCAUCAACCAAAGGCGCUUGUCUUUGUCUUAACAAGAUGUUUUCCCGAGACGUAGUGGUGUCCUCUUAUUUAUAAACCAAAGGUUUUAAAUUUAAAG
Messenger RNA from Liolophura sinensis, 1999 nucleotides. RefSeq lists its product as uncharacterized. Bases 517 to 1710 code for a protein of 397 amino acids. The transcript has 9 exons. Lineage: Eukaryota; Metazoa; Mollusca; Polyplacophora; Chitonida; Chitonidae. The record is from RefSeq and is a predicted model, not a curated record.